Molecule: messenger RNA, 1260 nt
Organism: Brassica oleracea var. oleracea
Lineage: Eukaryota; Viridiplantae; Streptophyta; Magnoliopsida; Brassicales; Brassicaceae
Product: uclacyanin-3-like
Exons: 2
Coding region: 282-1007 (241 amino acids)
Cellular component (GO): plasma membrane
Molecular function (GO): electron transfer activity
Source: RefSeq, a predicted model, not a curated record
UAUAAAACAGCUGAUGAAAUUGAAAAGAAAUAAGAUUUGGUGAAGAUAUAAAGAUAUAAAACAAUUAAUAUAAACACAGCUGAUUAGAUUGAGUUGGCAAUCGAUCAUCCGAGCACGACUAUUCAGACAUUCCCGUUUGUAAGUCUCUCUCUCUCAGUAGACGUCAUCCCCCUCCUCAUAGUCUCUCUCGAUAUAUAAACUCACCUCACCACUUUCUAACUCUUACUCAUCUCUCUUUCUAUCUCUUUCUCAAUUUAUCUAUCUUUACAUUGUUUAUCUCGAUGGGAUCAACAGCGGCGGGAGCUCUCCUCCUCCUCCUCCUAGCCGUAGUCCCUGCUGUCUUCGCCGUCACUUUUCAGGUCGGCGAUAUUGGUUUCUGGAACAGUGGUGUCGAUUACACGGAUUGGGUUACUGGAAAGACUUUCAGGGUCGGUGAUACUCUAGAGUUCCAAUACGGACCUUCACACUCGGUGGCUAUGGUGAAUAAAGCUGGCUUUGAUGCCUGUGACAGUACCGGAGCAACGCAGACAUUCUCCGGUGGAGACACUAAGAUCGAUCUUACAACAGUUGGAACUAUGCAUUUCAUUUGCCCUACUCCUGGUCACUGCCAAGGUGGCAUGAAACUCGCGGUUACCGUCCUUGCCGCUGUUCCACCUCCAGCCACCCCGUCACCACCUCCUUCCCCAAAAUCUCCACCGCCUUCCCCUCGAACUCCACCGUCUUCCACUCCUUCCCCAAAAUCUCCACCGUCUUCCACUCCUCCCAAGCCUGCACCUCACUCUCCGCGUAAACCUAAAACUCCGCCUCCAUCCGCUUCUCCACCAGCCAAUGGCACACCGAAGUCAGAGUCGCCAUCCUCGCCGUCUCCAACGACCCCCUCGCCGUCUCCAAUGACGUCCCCCUCACCGUCUCCAUCGCCACCAAUUAACGCAGUGUCUAAGGGAGUCAUGAUGAGCUAUGGAAUGAUGGCGAUCACCAUGUUAUUGAUGUACGGUAUCAUGAGCUAAGUUACAGAGUGGAGACAGAGCUUUGUUUCCUGCUCAAUAAUUUUUUUGGUCUUCGAUCUUUGGAACCACUACUACUUUCAUCAUCUUAUGUGUAAUAAAUCAUUUUUCUUUCAACAACAAUUUUCCCUUCAUGUUAUUUUGAUUUUGGAACUGAUCAUCGUCAGACCAUUAUAAAUCAUGUUCUACAUGGUUAUUGAGUAAAUCACAAAACCAUAUUCCAUUUUGAUUUAUUAUGAUAUAAUGUAAAUUCAAU